Messenger RNA from Lycium barbarum (goji berry), 562 nucleotides. RefSeq lists its product as uncharacterized. Gene Ontology annotation, cellular component: anaphase-promoting complex. The record is from RefSeq and is a predicted model, not a curated record. The coding region runs from base 34 to 333 and encodes 99 amino acids. Lineage: Eukaryota; Viridiplantae; Streptophyta; Magnoliopsida; Solanales; Solanaceae. Gene Ontology annotation, biological process: regulation of mitotic cell cycle spindle assembly checkpoint. The transcript is spliced from 2 exons.
GACAAUGGGGAACAAGGAAGGAAAGGAAGAGAGAUGUUGCAGUAUCCAUCGUUCAUGUUACAGUAUCCAUGCUCUACUCGCAUCAUUCCGACGUCGUUUUUGCUGCCUGCUCAGUGGCCCCAACCUCAGAGUGACGAACUCCUCCUUGCCAUGGAGGAAUCUGAUUUUGAAGAAAAGUGUAAUGAAAUCAGAAAGAUGAACAGCAACUUAGUUGUAAUUGGGAAGACGAACAUAGACAAUGAUAAAGAAGACUUUGACAAUGAAGCAGAGGAUGAUGAUGCAGACAAUGGCGAUGAGUCAGAGGGUGAUGACUUUGAGCAGGAAACUGGUUGACAUGCCUCGAUUGGUUUCCUAUAUCUUAAUGUGCAGUGUAUCUAUGGUGUGCUUGGCAGUUCAUGGUUCUAAAAUUUGCUGAACAGUAUUUAGAUAUUGCUUUGUGCAAGUGUUUUGUAGCCAAGGAAGGACGGUUGGCAACUUGGCAUUUCCCCAAUAGGAACGGCGAAAAGCCUUCGGGCUUUCUGUAAGAAGAAUCAUAUAUGAAUAACUUGAUGUUUUUUAUGUA